Molecule: messenger RNA, 1164 nt
Organism: Puma concolor (puma)
Lineage: Eukaryota; Metazoa; Chordata; Mammalia; Carnivora; Felidae
Source: RefSeq, a predicted model, not a curated record
AUGCCCAGCCUUCCCCUGCUGCUGCUGCUGCUCUGGGGCGUGGGGGUUCACGUCUUCACAGCGCCUGCUGAAACACGAGAGCGAGAUGCCACGAUGGUCCAGAAAUACCUACAAAAGUACUACAACUUGAAGACUGGGACCAACAAAUCUGGAAGGCAGAGAAACAGCGGUUUAGUGGUUGAGAAGCUGAAGCAAAUGCAGAAAUUCUUUGGGCUGAAGGUGACUGGGUGGCCAGAUGCUGAGACCCUGCACAUGAUGCAGCAGGCCAGGUGUGGGGUGCCCGACGUGGCUCCCUAUGUCCUCACUGAGGGGAACCCUCGAUGGGAGUGCACAGACCUGACCUACAGGAUUGAAAAUUACACACCAGACCUGCCAAGAGCAGAGGUGGACCGUGCCAUUGAGAAAGCCUUUCAACUCUGGAGUGAUGUCUCACCCCUGACCUUCACCGAGCUCUCUGAGGGUCAAGCGGACAUAAUGCUAUGCUUUGUGUGGGGAGGUAAGCCCUUCUUAUCUCCCAAAUCCAUUCUGGACUUUACCUCCUGAUGCUCGCAGGCCUUCUCCACUGGGGGUGGAGGGGUGUUGAUUUCAUGGGCCAAAGACUUUUUAGACUACAACUUGUAUUAUGUGGCGGCACAUGAGUUGGGCCAUUCCCUUGGACUACUCCAUAGUGAUGACAUUGGCUCUUUGAUGUUCCCCAGAUACAUCUACUAUGGUGAUGCCCUGCUGUCUCCGAAGGACAUUGAUGCCAUCCAGGCCAUCUAUGGACCUUCCACAAAUCCCAUCCAGCCGAAAGAACCGCCAAUCCCACGAGCCUGUGAUAGCAAGUUAACAUUUGAUGCUGUCGCCAAAAUUCGUGGAGAAUCAUUCUUCUUUAAAAACAUGUUCUUCCUACGCACAGGUGUCUUCUAUGAAACAGUGGAUCCCGACGUCAUUUCUGACUUAGGUAACGGAGUAGACGCUGCUUAUGAAGUUGCUAGAAGAGAUGAAGUUUUCUUUUUUAAAGGUGGUAAAUACUGGGCCAUCAAGGGGCACCGGGCACUGUAUGGCUAUCCCAGGGACAUCUACAGCUCCUUCGGCUUCCCAAUGAAGAAAAUCAAUGCUGCCGUUCACGAGGAGGAGACUGGGAUGACGUACUUCUUUGCUGCCAGCGAGCAUUGGAGGUAA